AUGAACAACUAUAUAAUUCAAUCAAAACCAAUACAAAAUAAGAUAGUUAAUUAUUUAUUAGAUGAAAACAUUCAAACUGUAUUGUCUUUUUCUGAAUAUCUAAGUGAGAUCUUCAGUAGUUAUAGAAAAUCUUUUCGAUUAUACGAAAAACACAAAUAUCUAAAUAAUUUAAUCAUUGAUUAUUCAUUGGUUUGCAGAAACUGGUACAGUUAUAUCAGCAACAGUUUAAAUCGAUUCAAUUAUAGCCCUAUAUUGGGACCUAUUUCAGGUGUCCUUACGCCUCUCCGAAAUCAAUAUUCAUUGAUACAAUGCAGCAAUAUCACAACUCUAAGUUUAGUACAACGAAAUUCUUCAGAUUUAGAUCGUACCAUCAAGCUCAUAUCUCAAUUUCCAUCUUUACAAUUGUUGUGUUUGUACGUUGACAGUAUAGCUGUGGUAAUGGAGAUCAUCAAACACUUUCCCGAUCAAUUUAAAAUACAAAUUGCUCUCACUCUGUCCUCUCCAGACGAAUCUGAGGUAUACGAUAUUCCAGCGAUAAGAUCAAAGAUUGAUUUUAUACACUUUAAUGUUUACCAAUACGAAAUGGAAUAUGCAUCGCUCUGGCAACCUGACUCACUCUAUUUUCUGGCAAAUAGAUUCAGUUCGAUGGGAAAUAGCAUUGAUAUGAGCAAAUUCCUUAGUAUUCCAACACUUCAACAUAUCAAUGUCUGCGAGGUAGAUAUUAUUGAUCUACAAGAUCUCAAGAGUUUCGUAGAAAACAACAACACUCUCGUAUCUCUGAAAGCUGUUAUCAACAUCAAUUUGGUGGCAGUAAAGUACGAACACUUUUACAGUGGCGAACACUCUAGUUGCCGUUGUAAAUAUUGUCAAGUUUGGAACCAACUCAAUACACAUUCAAUCAUCAGUGCGAAUAGGGCAGAUCAUUGGAUUGACUUUUGCAAUGCACUACAAACCAAUAAAACAUUGAAAAGACUAUCGAUAAAGAAUUGUUGUCAAAUCUCUACAAUGUUAGCCAGCUCUGAUCUUGCCACCACAGUUUCCAAUCGAUUAUCUGAAGCACUCUCCUCUAACAAUACACUUAGAGAUCUAUCAAUAUCUUGUUUAAUGUUGAAUGAUUCAUUCUUUCGAAUGACAUUGUCACAUUCCAAUCGAUCAAUCAAACAUCUCAAACUUUUCGAUUUGGACAAGCAAUUCCUUAUUGAAAUGGGUGAAAUGCUCAAAGUAAAUCAAACGAUUACCUAUAUUGACGCUGCAUCAUUCUAUCUUCAAAAAUACAACUCGAAUGAACAGUUUGAAGCAAUCAACAAACUAAUGAUCGAUACAAACAACAACAAAAUAAUAAGAAUCAUAAAAAUAUCAUCACAUAUACAUGCAAUGCAAUCUGAUAUUCAACCGACUGAUAAUUUCAAGAUAGCUAUUGUUGAAAGCAAGAAAAAAGUAAACAAAUCCUUUGUUGCUAUCACCUCUAAACAAAAAACAACAGAUAGAGCUAGAGAGUUCAAAACAUAA
Molecule: messenger RNA, 1509 nt
Organism: Heterostelium album PN500
Lineage: Eukaryota; Evosea; Eumycetozoa; Acytosteliales; Acytosteliaceae
Exons: 2
Coding region: 1-1509 (502 amino acids)
Source: RefSeq, a predicted model, not a curated record